AUGGGAGAGAUGGUUGUGAAUCCAGUAAUUGCACAAGUUACUGGAGGCUCCAGUGGCAUUGGAAAGUGCAUUGCAAUUGAGUGCUAUAAACAAGGAGCGUUUAUAACUCUGGUGGCACGAAAUGAGGACAAGCUGUUGCAGGCAAAGAAGGAAAUUGAAAAACACUCUGUUAAUGAUAAGCAGGUGGUGCUUUGUAUAUCGGUUGAUGUAUCUCAAGACUAUAGCCAAGUAGAGAACGUCAUAAAACAAGCACAGGAGAAACUGGGCCCAGUGGAUAUGCUUGUCAACUGUGCAGGAAUGGCAGUUUCAGGAAAAUUUGAAGACCUUGAAGUUAGUGCAUUUGAAAGACUAAUGAGCGUCAACUACCUGGGCAGCGUGUACCCCAGCCGAGCGGUGAUCACCACCAUGAAGGAGCGCCGGGUGGGCAGGAUCGUCUUCGUGUCCUCCCAGGCGGGACAGCUGGGGUUGUUCGGUUUCACUGCCUACUCUUCGUCCAAGUUUGCCAUCCGGGGGCUGGCGGAAGCUUUGCAGAUGGAGGUGAAGCCGUAUAAUGUUUACGUCACAGUGGCCUACCCACCAGACACAGACACCCCUGGGUUUGCGGAAGAAAACAAAACCAAGCCCUUGGAGACUCGUCUUAUUUCAGAGACCACAUCUGUUUGCAAACCAGAGCAAGUGGCCAAACAAAUUGUUAAAGAUGCCAUACAAGGAAAUUUUAACAGCUCCAUCGGCUCUGAUGGGUACAUGCUCUCGUCCCUGACCUGUGGAAUGGCUCCGGUGACUUCCAUCACAGAAGGGCUCCAGCAGGUGGUCACCAUGGGCCUUUUCCGCACCAUCGCUUUGUUCUACCUGGGAAGUUUCGACAGUAUCAUCCGUCGCUGCAUGAUGCAGAGGGCGAGAUCUGAGGUUGCGGACAAAACUGCCUAAUUCUUACCCCUUGGAAAAAGACUGUCUCUACAUAAUUUGACCAGCUUGCUGCUAAAUGGGACGCAGUUUGGGGCCUGCAGACACCUAUGUCUUGCUUUUGAAUCUGUGAGAUUGGACCAGUGCUCUUCAGAAACCUGGCUGCAAGCAACAGGUUGGAGGUUCCACUCCAGACAUUAUUAUUAAUACUAUGCAAAAUGGAGCAGGGGACCACCUGAUUCUCCGAGGGGGAGAGGUGAUGGUAAGGAAACAGGAUUCCAGAGUGAUCACUGACCUUUUUUUCUAUUUAUUCUUUCUUUCCCGAUAGAGGUCCGGUCCAGAAAUGUACCUUCUGAGGACUCUUAACCUUCCAUGAAAGCAGUUUUAUGGGUUUCUUUUUCUUUUCCUUUUUUUCUUUUUAACUUGGUGUGUUUUAUUCCGGGUGCGUUUCACACAUUGCCACUGUGUCUGGAUGCAUAAUAAUGUCUCCGACUCACUCUGUGGCUGGGGGACCCUCGUGGCUUCUCUCUCUUUGAUCCCCUUAAACUACAAGGAGGGCUGGGAGAGGGCAGUGCAGUGGGACGAAGGAGAUAAAUAUUUUCCAGUAGGAAAAAAUCAUGCUUUCUUGUCUUCUUUAGACUCGAAUGCUUAAGGCACUUUUUAUUUUUCAUUCACGGAGAAAGACAGUGUCCUAUAAUGUUUUCUGAAGAGAAGUAGAAUCUUAGGAGCUUAAAAGUUUACAGUUUCCUCAAUAGCCAUGAAGAUCUGAAGCUCACCCAUUCCAUCGCAGUGUCUUAUUCUUGCUGUGUCUUUCCUUUCCAAUUUUGCUUAUACUGAUAUAAUAUUUUUGUAAAAACAGAAGAAAAGAGAAGACCAAUUUUUUGACUUGACUUUUUAAAUUAAUUGAUGAAUUUAUUAAAGCAAAUGAAAAAAUUAGAAAGUGUGACCUUCUCCUGUAGCAUAUAUGUAGCUCUUAAGAAAGGCUAAUGAUGGCAUAUUUAAGUUCUAUUUGUUAAGAAAAAAAGAUGUAGGGUGACAAGGCUGGUGGUGAAAAGACUUGCAUUUGAAAUAAGAUGAUCACCCCGUUCUUUCUGUGACCCUCCCGCUGGCCCUGAGAACAUCCACUUUGUACCCCAUAUUCAGAAAGCCCAGUUAUCACUCUCACAACGUAGCCCUGGACAUCCUGGUGCCCCGAGUGUUGUUUCCAGAUGACAGGCUUUGUUGUUCACCGGUGGAUUCCUGCAGUAAGUGCCUCUGAUGAGUUAUAACCACCCCUACGUCAGCUGCUUCAGUCUGGCGCUGUGCGUGUUCCUCCGACUUGGGGACAGCCACUUUCAUGAUAAUGCUGUGUUCCCUCCCUCGUGCACACACAGUGAGCAUAUACAAUACCACAUGCCAGUCCAUUUUGGUGAGAAAAGACCACUGCUAUUGAAGAAGAAACUUUUUUUUAAUUGUUUAAAAAAAAAACUACAAAAGAUUAAAGACCUAAAAAGUA
Vicugna pacos (alpaca) is the source of this 2398-nucleotide messenger RNA. The record is from RefSeq and is a predicted model, not a curated record. Lineage: Eukaryota; Metazoa; Chordata; Mammalia; Artiodactyla; Camelidae.